This is a messenger RNA of Paramecium octaurelia, 1602 nucleotides long. NCBI's taxonomy places the organism in Eukaryota, Ciliophora, Oligohymenophorea, Peniculida, Parameciidae. The record is from the annotation of a GenBank genome assembly.
AUUGAAUAUAUGAGUCAUUCACCUAAGGCUUUUACUUGGACUUAGACUUCUUGUACUGUAAAAGUGAAAAGCAAUUACUAAAACCUCGUUUAAACAGUUACUCCAAAUCAAGGACCUGUUUGUUUGAAGAUUGAUACAGAGAGAGAAUUCCAACAUUCUUGUGAUUUAGGAUGGAAUUGGCAUAAAAGUUGGAAUAUCCCAAAUAUCUCUGUUAAAUUGAGCCUAAAAAAUGAUGAAUGUGCUUAAUGGGUGAACUGUUAGGUAAAAUAAAAAGAAACCUAUUUUUAGGUUCAACUCAAGGCAGUCAAAGAACUCUAAGCAGAUCUAUUUGAAGAAGUUGGAUUAGAAGGAACAACUAAUUAUGAAUUAGUAGAUGGAAGAGCAUUUUUCACAGUAAUUUCAUCAAACGAUUUUAGGGUGUAAAAUUUAAUAGUACCACUUACAAUCAUCAAGGCCAUAAAUUUUAAUUGCUGUUAAUUAUUAAAGAAAGAGAGAACAUAAUUAUUUCAUUACAAUCACCACCUAUUUUUGUUGACAGUAGAAAAAGUGCUCGUGAUGAACAUCGAUAAAUACAAUCUAUCUCCCCUUUCGAGCCUAAAUAUUUAGAAAGAAGUUUUUGUAAAAAGGAGAAGUACUAAAAUGACAUUGUUGAUGCCCCUAUUGAAAAUAAUGAAAAUGGAUUAUAUAAUUAUUUAACUGCUCCAAAUAUCAGAAACAAAGUAAAAAUAUUUAUUAAUAAAGAUAAAACAUCCACUAUUUCUAGCCUUAAAGUUUUCAAGAUGUUUCAACGUUUACUAUAUGCCCGAUGCUGAAGUUGAAAAUCAUCUUGUUGAACUACAGAAACAACUUUUGUCCAAAUCCCUAAUUUCCCAAUAUCUAUUGGUGUUUUAAUCAAAUAAUAAUAGAAUUAAGAGAAAGGUAUUCUUUAUUAUAUCUUAAUUUAGAUUGAGGAUUCCUUAAAUUAGUUAUUUGGGUAGAGUAAAAUCUAAGUUGUGGAAAAGAAACAUCUCAAUGAACUCAUUUACCGUAAAUUAGAAUUCACUGCAGAGGAUUAUUAAGGAUCUUAUAAUUAAUUGACCCUUUUAAUGAAUUAGUUUACUCUAAGUUAAUAAUAAUCUUUGGAAUUUUAAUCUUAGAUUCUAAAUUAAGCGCAAUAGUAGGCUAUCGAAAUUGAACCUUAAUCUUAAUAAUAAAUUAAAUUGCCCUUAAAUCAUCUAGAAAGAAAAUCAGCUUUCAAAAAGUACAAAGACUUUGAUAAAUUACCAACUAAAAAUUUCGAAGAAGAAAGAGCAGAACAAUAAUAAAGACUAGAGAAGUUAAACAAUAUUCGAGAAAUGGAAAAAUAUGAAAAAGUUCAAAAAAUAAUUAAGAUAGAGGAGAAUAACGAAGAUUAAUAAUAUUAAUAAUAGUAAUAAUAAUAAUAGUAAUAGUAAAUUGUAUCUAAUUAUUAUACCAACUAAUAUAAUUGCUUUAAUCCUAAUGUAAAUUAAUUUAUUUAUUUAGUUUUCAAUGCUCUUUUAAUAAAAAUUGUAAGAACAACUAUUAUAAUUUUAUAUGAUUUAGUAAUAGUUAUUGCUCCUAUAAAUGCCUUCUUCUGUGUGA